AUGGCUAUAACCUGGAGUAGUUUCAAGGAGGUUUUCUUCGACAGGUACUUCCCUACUGCUACCAGAGAGGCUAAGGCAGAGGAGUUCGUGAAUCUGACGCAGGGAAACUUGAACGUACAGCAAUACAUGACCAAGUUUAUGGAGGUAUCCCGCUUCGCUCCAUACAUGAUCCUAGACGAGCUGAAGAAGGCCUGGAGGUUUGAAAAGGGUUUAAGACAAGGAAUACGUGCACAGGUGGUGGUGUUGUUAACUCAGAGUUUUUUUGAGUUGGUGGAUAAGGCCAUGGCAGUUGAGAUAGGGUCCUCAGACUAUGUUUAUCUUCUUUAUAAGAUGAACCCUGGUGGUAGCAACGCUUACGCCAAUGGUGAUGAUGGUACAGGCCCAUCUAGUGCAUAUGGUGGUGAUUCAAAUGCAAUUUUGCAUAGUGUGUCUCAGCAGGAUAUUGAGAAAAUAUUGACAGUGCUUCACUGUACCGAUGAACAGAGAGUUCUAUAUGCUGCAUAUAAGUUGACAGAAAGCUUUCGAUCAGUAACGAAGUUGAAGCAAAAAUCGCAAACAUUGCCUCUGGAACUCUCGCGGAUUAGAUAUGCUACGUCUGUCAGCGAGAGCCUCAAGGAGUGUAGCUCCUCACUGGCAACUCUUCUCACCCCAUCAUCAUCAUCUUCGUCUUCAUCUUCUUUUUCUCUCCCAAAGAAUAUUUUUACAACUCCAUCUUUCAAAACAAACACCCAAAGAUUACAACAGCAACAAGAAACAGCUAUUCCAGGUGAUUUCCUGAAAUGGGGUUCGCUUGGUUCCUGUAGAACCUCGAGGUUCGCCACUGGGUUCACGCCCUUGCAGCCGAAGCCCUUGGAUUCGAUCAUUGACAUUGAGAGGGCCAAGGACCGCUCGUCCGAAGACCUCACUUCUAUUUGGGAUGAUUAUCAUCUGGGAAGGGGUCAUAUUGGUGCAUCAAUGAAGGCAAAACUGUAUCAUUUGCUGGAGCUUAGAGCAGCACAGUGCCGGUAUUUUGUCAUUCCUUUAUGGAGAGGAAGCGGUUACACAACAAUGUUUACUCAAGUGCAGAUGCCACACAUGCUUUUCACAGGACUUGAAGAUUACAAAGCAAGAGGAACUCAAGCUGCCCCAUACUUGACGGUAUCUUAUUACCCAGAAUUUGCCAAAAGCAAAGACUUGGUGCUCAUUACAGGAGAUGUGGUGUUCACAAGCAAGCUUAGUGAUUCAGAGGCAAAAUGGCUAUUGGAGACUGCUCAGUCCUUUUAUUUGAAUGAUGCCAGGUACAAACUGGUUGAACGGUUCAACAAGCAGACGCAUGAAUUUGAGUUUAAGGAAGUUUUACAGGCUCUGGACAUGCCCAUCUUGUGAUUUUUGUCAAUUUAAACGAGAAGCGCUUCGGUUGGAUGACAAUAUGUGCUAGAUUGCUCGAAGAAAGAGAAUCACAGCAUCAAAGGUGCGAGGUCAUUGACAUGGGAAUUUCUUCUCACAUCUUUAUUUUAUUUUUAUUCUUUCCAAAUUUGUGUUUCGCUAAUUAUGGUUCUGUACACAAAUUUUGGUUCAUGCAUGUAGCUGAUGAGCAGCAGAUAAAUGGGAUUUCUUGGCUGGAUGCAAUCCUUUCCCAGCUUCCACAUUUUGGAUGAGAGCAUCAUUCAAUUAUUGGUCUGAGAACCUAAAGACUGCUGAUCUGGUUGUCAAAGUACAUUGCCAUAUACGGCCCAUGUCAGGCCAGAAUCAUCAUUAAAUGGGAUGUAUUUGUCUUUCUAUUGAAGGUUCACUUUGUUAGACUAUGCAUAAAAAGCAAGUCGGUCGCAAAUAUUUUGAUUUGCCAUUAUACUUCAAAGGUAAAAGAAUCAAGUUUGUUGUGAAAUCCCGCAAUCAGAUUAUGUAUAUAUAGAGUAAAAUGAAAAGAGGCAUCAAAAUAGAAGAAUAUAAUGACUUCAUGUAA
Molecule: messenger RNA, 1942 nt
Organism: Malania oleifera
Lineage: Eukaryota; Viridiplantae; Streptophyta; Magnoliopsida; Santalales; Ximeniaceae
Exons: 7
Coding region: 1-1365 (454 amino acids)
Biological process (GO): mitochondrial proton-transporting ATP synthase complex assembly
Cellular component (GO): mitochondrion
Source: RefSeq, a predicted model, not a curated record